AUGGAGAGGCUCGUCGGAGGAAAGUAUCAAAUCGGUCAAAAAAUUGGCAGCGGAUCAUUCGGACAAAUUCACAUUGGGGCACAUAUCGAAACUUCUGACAUUGUGGCCAUAAAGAUGGAGAACAGGAAAACCAAUCAUCCACAGCUAAUGUAUGAGGCAAAGUUAUAUAAUAAUCUUCAAGGAGGAAGUGGCAUUCCAAGAAUGAAAUGGUGUGGUACUGAUGGAGACAAUAAUGUUCUUGUUAUUGAACUUCUGGGACCCAGUCUUGAAGAUUUCUUUUUCUUCUGUGAGGGCAAAUUUUCACUCAAAACAGUUUUGAUGCUGGCUGAUCAGUUGCUUUCAAGGAUAGAGUAUUUGCAUUCGAAGGGUUAUUUGCACAGAGACAUCAAACCGGAUAACUUCCUUAUGGGUCUUGGGAAGAAAGCAAAUCAGGUUUAUAUGAUUGAUUUUGGACUAGCAAAAGGAUAUAGGGACCCUAUUACAAACAAGCAUAUCCCUUACAGAGAGAACAAAUGCUUAACAGGGACUGCACGUUAUGCAAGUUAUAAUACACACCGAGGAAUUGAACAAAGUCGUCGAGAUGAUUUGGAGUCUCUUGGCUAUGUUUUAAUGUACUUUUUAAGAGGAAGCCUUCCUUGGCAGGGUCUGCAAGCUGCCACCAAAGAGCAAAAAUAUGACAAAAUUUGCAAAAAGAAGUUAUCAACUCCUAUUGAGAUUCUUUGCAAGUCAUAUCCUGUGGAGUUUGCUUCUUACUUUCAUUAUUGCCGCUCCCUGACAUUUGAUCAACGGCCAGAUUAUGGACUUUUGAAGCGCCUGUUUCGCAAUUUGUUCACUCGUGCAGGAUAUGAUUCUGACUAUUUAUUUGACUGGACGAUUCUAAAAUAUCAGCAGAUGCAACUGCAAAAGGCCAAAAGUCAAUCAACUCCUCCAGUUGCUGUACCUACCGGCCUUGAACCAGUGGAUAUGGAUAAUAAUAAUAAAGGAGUCAAUGAUUCCUCUCAAAUUGCUGUGGCAACACUAUCUAACAAAGUCGAUAGUUCACGUGUUCGGAUGAAGACAAUGGUAUCUAAUGCUCAGAAUGCCAAGACUCCAACAGAGAAACAUGUAUACAUCCUGAUGAAAAUUUCACAGUUGUUUUCUUUACUCUAUCCAUUUUUUCAUAAACAAAAGGAAUUAACUUAUAUUUUGGUUCCUUUAAAUGUGUUUCAGUCAUAGUCCCUGGUUCAAACUAAUGUCAUGUUUCAUUGCUUAAAUUAUUUAAACUCAUUUCAUAUUAC
This is a messenger RNA of Abrus precatorius (Indian licorice), 1277 nucleotides long. RefSeq names its product casein kinase 1-like protein 3. The record is from RefSeq and is a predicted model, not a curated record. Lineage: Eukaryota; Viridiplantae; Streptophyta; Magnoliopsida; Fabales; Fabaceae. The transcript is spliced from 13 exons. Gene Ontology annotation, molecular function: protein serine/threonine kinase activity; ATP binding. Bases 1 to 1215 code for a protein of 404 amino acids. Gene Ontology annotation, cellular component: cytoplasm; nucleus. Gene Ontology annotation, biological process: peptidyl-serine phosphorylation; endocytosis; signal transduction.